UGUGGGUCUGAUGUCCUUAUAGUUAGCGCUACGGAAGUUGAACAGUCAGAAUCUGACUGUGAUAUCAGUGGGGCACUUGAAGCUGAUUCUCAGAGUGAGCCUUCCACGCUUGUCACUUCACCAGAGGGCCUUGUAGGUCAGCAUACAGAAAAUAUCUCUUCACAAAGGAAAGGGAAGAGGACAAAAUCGGAAUUUGAUCCCAAAAUUUCUGCAAGCGAGCAAAAGACAGCUCCAAAGUCUGCUUUGAAUGCUUCGGGUAACAUAAGAGCAGAGAGAAAAGCAGGAGAAAUUGACCCUACUUCUGUAAUAACCCCAAAGGACCCAGGAGAUAUUCCCACAUUUGAUGAAUGGAAGAAGCAGGUUAUGGAAGUGGAAAAAGAAAAGAGUCAGUCAAUGCAUCCCUCUUCCAAUGGAGGUCAACAUCUUACCAAAAAAGUCCAAAAAAAUAGGAAUAAUUACGCUUCAGUUGAGUGUGGUGCCAAAAUACUGGCAGCUAACCCAGAAGCAAAGAGUACAUCAGCAAUAUUAAUGGAAAAUAUGGACCUCUAUAUGCUAAAUCCAUGCAGUACUAAAAUCUGGUUUGUUGUUGAAUUGUGUGAGCCCAUUCAAGUAAAGCAGCUGGAUAUUGCUAAUCAUGAGUUAUUCUCAUCCACUCCCAAGGAUUUUCUGGUUUCUAUCAGUGACAGGUAUCCAACAAAUAAGUGGGUCAAACUAGGUACUUUUCAUGCCAGAGAUGAAAGAAAUGUCCAGAGUUUUCCUCUGGAUGAACAGAUGUAUGCAAAAUAUGUAAAGAUGUUCAUCAAGUAUUUAAAGGUGGAGUUGGUAUCGCAUUUUGGAUCAGAACAUUUCUGUCCUUUAAGCCUUAUAAGGGUAUUUGGAACUAGUAUGGUUGAAGAAUAUGAAGAAAUUGCUGAUUCACAGUAUCAUUCUGAAAGACAAGAACUGUUUGAUGAAGAUUAUGAUUAUCCUUUGGACUAUGAUGUAAGAGAAGAAAAAUCUUCAAAAAAUCUACUUGGUUCUGCCACAAAUGCCAUUUUAAAUAUGGUGAAUAUUGCUGCUAAUAUACUUGGAGCAAAAACUGAAGAGGAAACUGCAGAACAAGGAAACAAGAACAUUUCUGACAACACAACUGCCACUUCCAGAGCAACACCAAAACUGCCAGAGCCAACUACUGUUCCUUCUUUAGAACUUGUUUCUCCAGAAACACCACAGACUGAAAAGGAGAUGUUAGUUUUGGAAAUAACAGGAGAGAGACCAAUUGUUCAGCUUGUCCAUGAAUAUGAGGAAGAAGUCAGUCAGUCAACAGUGACCCUGCUGCCAAGUGAUGAACAAGAAGAGGAAAUAUCAUGGUUUGAGCAUGAAACACAGAUCUAUUGUUAUGAUCUGAUCACAGCCUGUUGUAUUUCUAGUUUUUCAGAAUACAUAUUCAAGUGGUGUUCAGCAAUAGCAGUUCUCCAUCACCCCCACAGUAGAACUGAUACCAUUUUGGAAGAACAUAAUUCUGUUACUGUUUCACAGAUACAGCUAGUUCCAACCAAAUCAUUGCAUACUUUGGAACAUGAGCAUUCUUCAGAGAUACCAGAUGUCUUAAUUGUAGACCUAUCUGAAACUGCAAUAGGUGUUCUAAGUAGCGUGUUAGAUGAGGCUACGGUUAAUCAGACUGAAGUUACCUUUGAACUGGAGCCCAGUCAUCCGCAGACUGUGUCACAGUCCAUCCUCUUAGAUGUUACAACAGGAACCACAUCACCAUCUACAAUAGAGGUGUCCUCUGAGCCUACAAAAUAUGAAACUGUAUCUGAAAGUCCAGAGAUUCUUUCCCAAGAGGAAAUUCUUGCUGAAGAAGAUAGAAUUGUAGUAUCUCUUACAGAGAAACCUUCUACAUCCAGUAUUGUAACUGAAUUCAGGGUGAUGAACACAGAAGAAAAAAUCUCUACCGAAACUGCUUCAAAGCCAACAGAAAUUGUUCCACCGUCUGAAUGUACAGUAGCCAUAGAAAGCUAUGGUGUAGAAACAAAAGUUAGUUCUUCAGAAACAGAAAAGCAAGAGGUGUCACUUGUGGAAUCGCCAUCUUUGGAAAUAAAAGAAGAUGAGCAGACUGUUGAGGAAACAUUUCUUGCAAUUUCCGUUUCUGGUGGGUUGCCAAGAACUGCCACCGACUUUUAUGCUGAACUACAGAAUUCCACAGACUUAGGCUACGCAAAUGGGAAUCUUGUUCAUGGGUCAAAUCAAAAAGAGUCUGUUUUUAUGAGACUCAAUAAUCGCAUUAAAGCCUUGGAAGUAAAUAUGUCUCUCAGUAGUCGCUACUUGGAAGAACUAAGUCAGAGGUAUCGAAAGCAAAUGGAAGAAAUGCAGAAGGCUUUUAAUAAAACAAUAAUAAAGCUUCAGAAUACUUCAUGCAUAGCAGAACAGCAGGAUUUGAAACAGACAGAGGCCAUCCAGCUUCUGCAGGCUCAACUAACAAACAUGACACUUGUUGUUUCCAAUCUGUCAUCAACAGUAGCUGAACUAAAAAGAGAGGUUUCAGAUCACCAGAGUUACCUUGUGAUUUCUUUGAUAUUCUGUGCCAUCCUAGUUUUUAUGUUUUUUCUGCAACGUUGCAAAAACAAGCCAGAAUUGAAUAAUGAUUACUUCUCAAAAGUUCUCAAAAGUAAUCACUAUCCUAGUCCCAAAAGGUGUAUUUCCUCCUAUGAUGAUAUGAACGUGAAAAGAAGAACCUCCUUUCCACUCACAAGGUCUCAGUCUUUUCAGCUAAACAGCAAAGAAGUGGACCCAGAUGACUUCUACAUUGUAGAACCAUUGAAGUUUUCCCCAGAAAAAAAGAAGAAGCGUUGCAAAUAUAAAAAUGAGAAAAUUGAAACAGUCAAGCCAGUAGCUGAGCCAAUGCAUCAGGUAGCUAAUGGAGAAAUAAAAAGCAAGAAGACUUUUACAAAUCAGAGAGACUUCUCUAAUAUUGGUGAUGUGUAUCACUUUUUGUACAAAGGCCCCCCAUCAGAAGGAAGCUCAGAAACCUCAUCACAAUCCGAAGAGUCCUACUUCUGUGGCAUUUCAGCAUGCACAGGUUUGUGCAAUGGGCAAAUCCAAAAGACAAAAACUGAGAAGAGAACUCUUAAACGAAGACGAUCUAAAGUCCCAGAACAGGAGAAGCUCAUAAAAACUUUAAUACAGACUAAGACGGGGUCCUUGCCAAGCUUGCACGAUAUCAUCAAAGGAAACAAAGAUUUAACUGUGGGAACAUUUGGUGUCACAGCUGUUUCUGGACACCUUUAAAUUUUAUUGAACUCUUCAUAGUGGAAGUUUUUGUAUGACAAAUUCUGUUGUAUUUGGGUGAUAGGGUAAAAGAGAAUAUUGGGGAGCAUCUAGAUUUUUUGGUGGUUAUUUUGAAAACAAGUAGCAUUGUGUCAACAAUUUUUCAAAGCUGCUUUUUUAUAUCAGUUUUCCCCAACCAGUGUUCUACACAAUUCCCAUUAUCCCCUGUCAGCAUGCCUAGUACUUGCUGGUCAGGGAUUAUAAGAAUUCCAAAGUAUCCAGGGGGCAGCUGAUUGUGGAAAGCUAUUCAAUAACUGGGGGAUGGAUGAAGACUGGGACAUGGGGACUAAUUUUAUACAGUGUUUUUUAGAAACUAAGGUCAUGAACCCAGUUUAAACUGAACAGAGUUAAAGCACGAGGAUCCCAUUUUGCUAUGGUUCUGUUUCUUGCACCUUUCCAUAUUUAUGUGCCUUUUGUAUAUUUGUAAUAUCCCUGGGGGGGAAACAUUGAUUUUCAAAGUUAUGUCAUGUGGGAAUAUAACACUACGGUGUCAUAGAAUCAUAUUUAGGCCUCUAGUGAGGAUAAAUUAUAUGACUUGGAUACCACAAAAAUAUUGUCAGGUAGACUUUCUUUCUCUGUAGGUAAUAAUUAAUGUUACUCCUUGAUGGAACCAUACCUCUGGAAGAUGUGAAGCUCACUUUCAAACUAAGUUAACAGGAAUAAUCAGCAUGGUGGUCUUUAAUUUUCUUUAAUUGUCUUCCUGUUCUAAGAAAUUGAGAGAAGAACCAGUUGCCUCCAUUCUGGAUAAAAUCAACCGUCAGUAGAAACACAAUAGUGAAUUUAAUGCUUGACACAAUCUGUAUUCUGUUCCAAAAAUAUGUCCAUUUUUUUGUAUUUGAUAACACAAAUGUGCUGUGUGUGUGUGAAUGUGUAUGUGCUUUUUCAUUUGACUUAAUUUUUAUUGUGUAGCUGAAAUGCGAGUACAUCAGGCUGAAUGGAUAGGGAAGGUCUUUGGGGGGAGUUUCAAGAUGAUGUUGUAUAAGUUAACUUAUUGAGCACUUUCAAUAGUGCCUCCUUGUUUUCUUUUCUUAAAAGAGCUAAUGCCUUUUCUAAAUUUCAUAUGUAAUGUGACUUAUUUAAAAGUCUUUGUUUAGCAGCUUUCAUGUAAGUUUGGGUACUUUUUACAGUGAUAUACUUAGUCUACACCGCUAAUGAGAUGGACUUUUUAAAAGAACAUGAAUUGAGAAGUGGGCCCAAACCAGAAUGAGAGUCAGAAGGGUUAGACUGUGUGAAUCAUACAAAAUUGUGGCACUAGGACAUGUAAUAAAGAACAGAUUUAUGGUGCCAGUAGAAACUGUGAAUUUCAAAAUAAAUUUGAACACUUGUAUUUAAAA
Python bivittatus (Burmese python) is the source of this 4640-nucleotide messenger RNA. Lineage: Eukaryota; Metazoa; Chordata; Lepidosauria; Squamata; Pythonidae. The record is from RefSeq and is a predicted model, not a curated record.